Molecule: messenger RNA, 1130 nt
Organism: Megalops cyprinoides (Indo-Pacific tarpon)
Lineage: Eukaryota; Metazoa; Chordata; Actinopteri; Elopiformes; Megalopidae
Gene: tmem169b
Product: transmembrane protein 169b
Exons: 3
Coding region: 215-1111 (298 amino acids)
Source: RefSeq, a predicted model, not a curated record
GUGAGGGCGUGUACUGUUUCUUUCUGCUAUUGAACCGAAUAAAAUUAAAAAACCGGCAGUUACCGUACGUUAGACCGCUUGCUCCGCUGUACAAGGUACACAGUCAGAAUGGACACAUGUGCUGAGCUCCUGUCAUAAAGUUGGAUUUAGAUCUCAAGGGUCCACAGGAGCGAGGUGGAGAGAGAAGGGAGGGGUGGCCACACCCAGCUUCAACAUGGAACAGGUGGAGCACACAGGGGCGGAGAGCCCCCGACCAUCCUCACUGCAGGGGUCAGAGGUCACGGGGCGUCAGACAGAUGAGGAGGGCGCUGGGACCACGACGCGCAGGAAGAAGAAGAGGAAGGAGCCUCGGCCGGAGUCCAUUAUAGUGUACCGCUCCGAGACCGAGAAGGUGUCCGAGGAGGACCCGGGUGGAGAGGAGGGGGCGGAGAAGAACUCAGAGGAGGGGGCUAAGUUCCUCUCUACCCCCACAGGAGAAGGAGGCUGGAGCCUGCCCCCAGACAGCCACUAUGUGACUCUGACAGGCACCAUCACCCGGGGGAAGAAGAAGGGCCAAAUGGUGGACAUCCAUGUCACGCUGACAGACAAGGAGCUGCGGGACCUGGCCAGGUCUAAGGAGCGGUUGGACGCGGAGUGCGAGAGGGGUGCAGACAGCAAGCGUGCCUGCGGCCUGGGGUUCGGCCAGGGCCCCCACGUGGUGCUGUGGAGCCUCUCCUGCGCCCCCGUGGUCUUCUUCCUCUCCUUCAUCACCUCCUUCUACUACGGCACGCUCACCUGGUACAACGUCUUCCUGGUGUACAACGAGGAGCGGACGUUCUGGCACAAGAUCAUCGUCUGCCCCUGCCUGAUCAUCUCCUACCCCGUGCUCAUCAUGGUCGUGUCGCUGUCGUUGGGCCUGUACGCCGCCGUGGUGCAGGUGUCCUGGGUGUUCGCCGAGUGGUGGCUGGCGGUGCGGGACCUGGAGAAAGGCUUCUGCGGCUGGGCCUGCGGGAAGCUGGGGCUGGAAGACUGCUCCCCCUACAGCAUCGUCGAGCUGCUGGACUCCGACACCAUCUCCGGGAGCCUCCAGGGGAAGAUCGCCGGCGACAACCUGCAGACCACCUCUGUGUGAGCGGGACAGGCCUCUUAGA